AGUCUUAGUAAGAGGGGAGACGUGCUUAAAGUGGUGUCUGGUAUAGUGAAUGGUGAUGCAAUUGAUUCUUACAUCAUCAUUACCUGAACAAGGAUACAUGAUAAACAACUUUUAAAUGGCGUACCAGUUAUAUGAAAUGCACAUCUCGUAUACUACAAAAUAGGUCGGUGGUGAAAUAUUGAAUGCAUAACGCAAGAAAAUGAUUGACGUUUAUAACAUUUCAGUUACUCUUUGUAUGGUGAAUACAGUGUAAUAUUAUGAAAGCUGCAUGCACAGCCGUAUAUUAAAAUUUUAUUGUAAAAUAAUACCAUGGUUGUAAUAUACACACAAGCCGUCAGACUACAACACCAGACCACAAGCAAUCAUUACUGACGUGUCAAGCAAACACUCAACGAAUUAUUACAGUGCGGUUGUGAAGACUUACUAUCAAGAGUUAGUAUAUACGGUGACUUAAAUACCGUGAACACGUGUGAAGAAAACACUGUGGUUGAGAAAGCAAGAUAUCACUACAAUACUUCGGACGCCCUCCUGCCAACUGUAGGGAGCAGGGAAAGCGUCCCCCUCACCCCACACCAGACCCGCCCCUCAUGACCAAACUUCCCCAGCCUUCCAAGAUGGGUGUAGGGGUCACUGAAGUGGUUGAGAUGUUCGCUACCAGCAUUUGUGACACCGAACCCGUCGUCAUAAAGGGAUCAGUGGAGUCUUCCAGUAGCCAGCAUGGUGUCAAGAGGCAUUUUUCUGAGCUCAGCCCAGACAGUCCUCAGCCACAAAGCCCCGGUACACCCGAAGCUGCCAGAAGGCCUAAGAAAAAGAGGAUAGCAAGCAGGCCAUCCCCAGACCAAGAUACAGACACAGAUGAAGAAGAAAUAGCAAAGAGAGUAUGCUUGGAGUGCCCAGCGUCAUCAGAUACAGAUUGUGAAACUACAAGUAGUAUCAGGGGGUCAUAUGCAUCAAGACGAAGACGAUUCUUGAGAACAGCUCAGGUUUUGAGACAGUCUGGGCUGCUGAAUAUAACCAUGAAGACGGCAGAACUGCUGCGCAAGAACCAAGUGUUACAGCGAGAAAUUGAGAACUUGCAGAGAGAAACCAGAACAUUUGUUCUAUCAGUUUUGUCCAACCCAGAAAAUCGUCAUAUUCUUGACAACAUUCGCUCUGGGGCCCAGUUGUAUGAGGUCGUUGUCCCCGGCUCACAGCGCAUCAUGUCAGUCUCCACUCAUCCCACUGAUGUUAAUAUGAACUCGGCAUCUUCAACCUUGUCAGAUGACAUGUCCAACGAUAGUAUAUCAUCACACAGCAAUAUGUCGUCACCCUCACCACCCCCUACGGUUUCAAGCUCAUCUGACGACGCCUCCUCUUUAUCAGAUGACAUUGAGUCAUCAGAAGAAGAGAAUUUAUCCCCACCAAAAAGUGUGUUUAAUUCUGAGCAUUAGUCUCAGGUCUCAAGUGUAUCAAAACAGCAGACAAAUAGAACAAAACAGUACAUUAAGUUAUUAUCAGUCACUGAGUAAGAUUGGCUUGAACAAUUAUAUACGUACUGGAUUUUCUGAAAGACUACUACAGUGACAUUCAACAGUGUACUGGACGACUUCUUUCAUAUAAAUCCAUUGGUUGUAAAUCUUGGAUGAUGGAAAACACUUGAGGGUUUUUCUCUCACUGAUUGUGAUAUGUUUAUUUGUGCAUUUUUAACUUAUUUUGUGGAUGCAAUGGACACUUAGCAAUACACACCCUUUAUUCUUGAGGUGUUUUAACAGGCACAACUGAAUGCUGUUUGACUUCCCAUAUUCCAUUAUUCUCUUAGGAUUGGUAAAAGUGUGAGAUGUAACACCAGAAGUUUUAGAUAGUGCAUGAGUUAAGAGCAGAAUACAUUCAGCCAACACAGAAUGGCAUUCAAUUCAUUCCAUAUGGAAGUUAGGUGGUGUUAGUGAAUUACCAACUCAUCUGACUUCGGUAGAUGAACCAAAAUUGCUAUGUUUGCAGAGCACUGAUUUUAUUUUGAUGUGAUGAAUGAAAUUACAAUUGGCUGCAUUAAUAUAAUUUCUGUUACAUCUGUUUGAUCUUUUUUUUUUGGUAUGGAAAUUUUCGUCAUUUUUAAAUAGCUCAAGUAGUUCCUAAUACAGUACAGUAUUUCUAAUUUAUGAGUUAAUUUGAAGUCUCCUUUUCAGUUGUCAAGUAAUGCAUAGAUAGUAUUUGUUACUUUUUUUGUACAUUUGUUUUCUCCAAGACAUUUGACCAAGAUUUUUUAAUAUGAGACAAAAUGUAUGAUUUUAUAAAUAUAAAUUUCAAACCCAUAACAGUACAUUGCUUUCACUCAGAGCUUCAUGAUCAGGUUGUGCAUGUAUAAAGGGAGAUUCUUUCCUGGUUAAUAGUCAUCAAAAUUGAAUCAGCUGCUGCAUGAAUUGUGAAAUAAGAGGAAUGUUUAUGGUAUACAGUAAACCCUUGCUAUUUGCCCCCCGCGAAUGGUGCGAAUAGCAACUUAUACUACCUUAGUGCACUACUGUAUACCUAUAGUGUGUAUGAGAAACUUAAGUCACCAAUACUACUCUCCUUCAUAUUGGAAGUUUGGAGCUUGAUGAAGUGUAUUGUAAAGUAGAAUGAAACCUGGUUACUGAAGCAUAGGGAGAUCAUCAGGAGCACUGUUGGAAGAGGGUGAUGCAGUGGUGGUUGAUGGAAAGGCGGGUGGUAGAGAGGCGUGGCUGGGAGGUGGGUGGUAGAGCAGCAGCUGACUGAGUAGGUAAGCGAAAGAAAUCAGCUGGGCGAGCUGCUAGUUCAUUCUUGUAAAACAUCGUGAUUGGUAGUUGUUUCCUCUUAGUUUUGAUGUUUAUAAAUGUUUCACUCCACUAGCACUGACACUAGGCAGUCUUUUAGGGGCCAUUUCACCCACAAACACUAACGAUUUCAGUACAACACUAAGAGAUGCUGCAUCGCAGGCAAUGUUUGAGCACAAACAAAGGGAGAGGAGACACUGCUUGCACGUGGGGGUGACUAGUUGCACUGCGGGCAGGCUCAUAAGCUAGCCACCAUCUGCUUACCGUGAAUAUUCAAAAUCUCAAACCCACGAGUAGCAAGGGUUUACUGUACAGAUAUUUCUGAUUUGCAGUUCAUAUAAUGUGGGGUGCAAAAGUGUAACUUCGUGUGAGGAUGUCCCUAGUGUGGUACUAUGGUACAGUACAAGGAUGUCCCCUGUAUGGUACAGCACAAGGACAUCCCCAGUAUGGUACAGUACAUUAUGUGUCGUCCAGUUCCAGGUGCUCACAUUCACUUAAAGACGUUCCACUCUCCGCAGCAUGUUGAGUGAGAGUCUUGGGUUAAUAUUUAUACUACAUGUGAUUCUCAUUUCUAGCUGAAAUAUGGCUUUUAUAUUAUUGUUAAUUAGAUGGGAGAAGCUUAACACAAUUUACUCUGGUCAGAUUUUACAUAUAUCCUGUCUCUGAUGUCUUUUAUAUUUUAUGAAAUUAACCAUACCUAAUUAUGCUUCAGUGAACUAACUACAUAGCUUACACAACACCUUUGUCAUAUAUUUGCAAAUGUCAACAUUCUUUAUGAGAAGCACAUAGCAGUACUUCAUCGUGUGUUGUUGUUUCAGUCUCCUGUAACACAGUUGCCCUACAGUCUUCAUGGUACAGUACUUGUAUACUGUACUGUAUUUCUAUAAAUCAUAUGGGUUCCCACCUUGCACUUGUACCUUUAAAAGUAUAAGUACCUUUUAUAAUCUUUUAGAACUCUCACUUCAGAUUCCUUUCCAUUGAUAUUAUAUGCAAUUAAACAUAAUUUGACAAGACUGGAAGACAUUCAUAAGGAAGAGUUUUAGGUAGUUUGUCAGACAUAUGGAUAUUUUAUUUUAUAUUUUUUUAAAGUAAAGGAUGUCUGUUGUCUCAUAUUUAUAACAUACAAUACUGGCAUCAGUCUUGAUUUCCCCUUGGAACUAUUAUGUAGUCUGAUCAGGAAAAUGGUCAAUAUAUAUUAGCCAUGACAUAUUAAUGAAUCCCCAGAUGUAUUCUCAGAAGCAAGCAUGAUUUAGAGUUUGUUUUGUUGUGUCUCACCAUAGAUAUAAUUAUGUCACUCUUCAUAUACACAUUUGUUUAACGAUGCGUACCAGUUUCUUUACACUGUACUUUCUUUCAAGAAUUUAUAAUACUGUAGUAAGAAAGACACAAAAUUUUAUGAAUAAUUUUUUCACAUUUUGCAUUUCUGUCCAGUACCUGCAGUUGCCUUUUCCAAUUAUAUUUUGAUGACUCCUAAACUAACAAUAUGUUAGACAUGAACUACAGCCACAAGCAGUGGAUUGUUCACACAAAGCUGUCCUUUUCAAUAUGUAUAUGCUGUACAGUAUAGGAAUUGUUAAGCAUUUUAGAAAAGAUUAAUCUGUGCCACACAGGAGAUACCUUUGACUUAUAUACUUGAGGGGUGUGAAGAGCAGGAAAAUCAUCCCAUUGGAAGUUCUAAAUGAUAUCAGAGUUGUGUGUGACACCUUUUUGGAAAUACAGUACUGUACUGUACAGAUACGUCAAUUUGAUCUGAUGUUACAGAAAAGGUUCCCUGGACACUGGUAAGAGUGACCAAGAGUUAUACAUUAAUAAAUUAUUAUCAACAUACUGUUCAAUAUAGCCCAUGCUCAUGAAAAAGCAUUUUGUUACAAAGAUGUUCUUGCAGUAUGUAAGAAUGACUCAACUUUUAGUUGUGACCACUCGCCACCAGUGGGAAAAGGCUUACAAAACAAGGAAACCUAAUUAUAUAACUGUUAUUGUUGCCAAUAUAUUUUUUCUUCUUCUAGUACCUUACAUGAUGAAGGUAAAGGGGGAGAACUACUCUGAAGGUUCACUACAAGUCUCCAAACAUUAAUUUGAUACAAUAAAGCUUUAGUAAUUUGUAAAGUGUGACUCUGACUUAUAUUGAGAUGAAGAACACUUUGGUGUGCAUACUGCUGCUUGGUCUGUCAUAUGUCUUAACUUGGCAUAAGGUGCAGAAAGGUCUAUCUCUGGUGCUAAAUGUGUGCUAUCUCUAGGUUCAUAGGACUGGACUCUUUUGCACUGAAACUCUCCACAAACUAUCCUGGACUAUCAGAUGGAAGACAUCUGAUAGUUUUUCUUUCUGACAUUAUUUUAACAAAACUUAGUCUGAUG
This is a messenger RNA of Homarus americanus (American lobster), 5120 nucleotides long. RefSeq names its product CLOCK-interacting pacemaker-like (gene Cipc). The transcript has 4 exons. The coding region runs from base 588 to 1430 and encodes 280 amino acids. Lineage: Eukaryota; Metazoa; Arthropoda; Malacostraca; Decapoda; Nephropidae. The record is from RefSeq and is a predicted model, not a curated record. Gene Ontology annotation, biological process: negative regulation of DNA-templated transcription; negative regulation of circadian rhythm. Gene Ontology annotation, cellular component: nucleus.